This is a messenger RNA of Rana temporaria (common frog), 3151 nucleotides long. Its product is annotated as proteoglycan 4-like. The transcript is spliced from 27 exons. The record is from RefSeq and is a predicted model, not a curated record. Lineage: Eukaryota; Metazoa; Chordata; Amphibia; Anura; Ranidae. Bases 106 to 2793 code for a protein of 895 amino acids.
UUUUUGUUAUUAUUGUACAGAAAACAGAGUUCAGAUAAUGCAACUGAUGAAGAGACAGGAUCAGUCCAAGAUGAGGAUAACCAUGACAAAGGAACACCAAGCAAUAUGCCAACUGAAAGUGACAGUGGUGUGCCCAAGAUUAUCCCAGCGACUGUCACUCCAGAGACUCAAGCAAAGGGAACGGUGACAAAGCCUGAAGAGCAUCAAGACACAACUGCCAAAAGUGGUGUGCCCAAGAUUAUCCCAGCGACUGUCACUCCAGAGACUCAAGCAAAGGUAACGGUGACAAAGCCUGAAGAACAUCAAGAUACUACUGCCGAAAGUGGUGUGCCCAAGAUCAUCCCAGAGAAGAUCACGCCAGAGACUCAAGCAAAGGGCACGGUGACAGAGCCCGAGGAACAUCAAGACACUGCUGCCGAAAGUGGUGUACCCAAGGUUAUCCCAGAGAAGAUCACGCCAGAGACUCAAACAAAAGUUGCGGUGACGGAGCCCGAGGAACAUCAAGACACUGCUGCCGAAAGUGGUGUGCCCAAGAUGAUCCCAGAGAAGAUCACUCCAGAGACCCAUGCAAAGGGUACGGUGACAGAGCCCGAGGAACAUCAAGACACUGCUGCUGAAAGUGAUGUGCCCAAGAUUAUCCCAGCGAUGAUCACUCCAGAGACUCAAGCAAAGGGUACGGUGACAGAGCCAGAGGAACAUCAAGACACUGCUGCCGAAAGUGGUGUGCCCAAGAUUAUCCCAGAGAAGAUCACUCCAGAAACCCAAGCAAAGGGUAUGGUGACGGAGCCCGAGGAACAUCAAGACGCUGCUGGUGAAAGUGAUGUGCCCAAGAUUAUCCCAGCGAUGAUCACUCCAGAGACUCAAGCAAAGGGUACAGUGACAGAGCCAGAGGAACAUCAAGACACAGCUGCAGAGAGUGGUGUGCCCAUAAUUAUUCCAGAGAAGAUCACUCCAGAGACCCAAGCAAAGGGUACGGUGAUGGAGCCCGAGGAACAUCAAGACACUGCUGCUGAAAGUGGUGUGCCCAAGAUUAUGCCAGCAACGAUCACUCCUGAGACUCAAGCAAAGAGUACGGUGACAGAGCCAGAGGAACAUCAAGACACUGCUGCCGAAAGUGGUGUACCCAAGGUUAUCCCAGAGAAGAUCACGCCAGAGACUCAAACAAAAGUUGCUGUGACGGAGCCCGAGGAACAUCAAGACACUGCUGCCGAAAGUGGUGUGCCCAAGGAUAUCCCAGAGAAGAUCACUCCAGAGACUCAACCAAAGGGCAUGGUGACAGAGCCUGAGGAACAUCAAGACACUGCUGCCAAAAGUGGUGUACCCAAGAUUAUCCCAGAGAAGAUCUCUCCAGAGACCCUUGAAGCAAAGGGUAUGGUGUCCGAGCUCGGGGAACAUCAAGACACUGCUGGUGAAAGUGGUGUGCCCAAGAUUAUGCCAGUGACAAUCACUCCAGAGACUCAAGCAAAGGGUACGGUGACAGAGCCCGCGAAACAUCAAGACAGUGCUGCUGAAAGCGGUGUGCCGAAGAUUAUUCCAGCGAUGAUCAUUCCAGAGACUCAAGCAAAGGGCACGGUGACAGAGCCAGAGGAACAUCAAGACACUGCUGCCGAAAGUGGUGUACCCAAGGUUAUCCCAGAGAAGAUCAUGCCAGAGACUCAAACAAAAGUUGCAGUGACGGAGCAUGAGGAACAUCAAGAUACUGCUGCCGAAAGUGGUGUGCCCAAGGAUAUCCCAGAGAAGAUCACUCCAGAGACUCAACCAAAGGGCACGGUGACAGAGCCCGAGGAACAUCAAGACACUGCUGCCAAAAGUGGUGUGCCCAAGAUUAUGCCAGUGACAAUCACUCCAGAGACUCAAGCAAAGGGUACGGUGAAAGAGCCCGCGAAACAUCAAGACACUGCUGCUGAAAGUGGUGUGCCCAAGAUUAUUACAGCGACGAUCAUUCCAGAGACUCAAGCAAAGGGUACGGUGACAGAGCCAGAGGAACAUCAAGACACUGCUGCUGAAAGUGAUGUGAAUAUACCGAAGAGUCUCCCAGAAAAGAUUGCUCUAGAGACUCCAGUAGAGACCUCAGUGACAGAGACUGAGGAGCCCCAACCCACUGCUACCAAAAGUGGUGUGCCCAAGAUUAUCCCAGAGAAGAUCUCUCCAGAGACCCAAGCAAAGGGUAUGGUGUCCGAGCUCAGGGAACAUCAAGACACUGCUGGUGAAAGUGGUGUGCCCAAGAUUAUGCCAGUGACGAUCACUCCAGAGACUCAAGCAAAGGGUACGGUGACAGAGCCCGAGGAACAUCAAGACACUGCUGCUGAAAGCGGUGUGCCGAAGAUUAUUCCAGCGACGAUCAUUCCAGAGACUCAAGCAAAGGGUACGGUAACAGAGCCCGAGGAACAUCAAGACAGUGCUGCCGAAAGUGAUGUGAAUAUACCGAAGAGUCUCCCAGAAAAUAUUGCUCCAGAGACUCCAGUAGAGACCUCAGUGACAGAGACUGAGGAGCUCCAACCCACUGCUACCAAAAGUGAAGCUGAGCCAAGUGAUGAUAAAAACACCCUCGUGGAAAAGAAAGAACAGCCGGUCCAGGAGCCAGGUGAUGAAUUUGUGGAAACCUGGGAGUCCUAUGAGAGCGAAGAAGACUCUGUACCGGAUUCUACAAAAAAAGCUGAAACAAUUGACAUUCCGCAGACUUCUGACACGGUCACCCCGAUGCCAGCAACUACUACACUGCAGAAUGCCCAACCCAAAGAGGAAAUGGUUUCCAAUACUGUGGCCACUGUGGAGGAGGAGGAGCAGUACUAGCUGCCCAGCAAAUAUUGGCACACAAGGCUCUCAUGUAUUGGGUAAUGAUCUGGAAUUAGUCAAAGCUGUCAAUAAAAUGUACUUUCAGUAAAGAUGUAGAAAAUGUUGCAUAUAGUAAUAGUAAGACUAUCAUAGACUAACUCGCCGAAAUGUGAGGUUCUCUGUGGUCUGAUCUGUGAAUCCAGAGGAAGGAGAAGACAACUUCGGACACAUUUCUAGCCAAUUAUUUGUCAUAAGGGACUCCAAAUAUGGCAAUCUAUUUACACCAUGGAUAUCAUUUACAAUGGAGUGUAUAAUGUGAAAAUGGCACCAAUGGGCGUAGAAAUAAAGUAAUGAAGUAAAGCCUUCUUUCUUCCUU